CUGUGUCCAUGUCUCAUGAGAUCAUUUCCGAAGCUGGUGCUUGCCUCACUGGGGACAGCCCCAGUUACAGCCCCAGUUCCGGGGAAAUCUGAGGGUCCCCACCACCGCCGCGGACACAAAGCUGGUUCAUGGGAUGCAGCGACUACAGGCAUGAGUAGCCUGGCAGCCUGGGGCUCAGCUGUCGCAAGAAGUCCGGGUCUCACAGCACCAACGCCUCAACAGUUCCAUCAAGGGGACUCCUCCAGAGGCCGGGUCUAGCAGACCAGGGCAUCCCCUGCUGAGAGGAACUCUUCCGGGCCAUGCAGGCAGCAGCCUGGACUCCCCAGCCAGUGUCACCACCCUUGUCACUGGAGAAGGGCAGGCCAGCUAGGAGCCCCACUCCACCCUCCUCCCCAUCCCCAACCCUCCUCUGCCCUCCACACAUCUUACAUCCCCGGCACUCAGUCUGCGAGGUAUGCUGCCUGAGUGUGUUCUCUCCCUCCCCAGACUGUACCUCCUCAAGGAGAAUGUGGCCUCAAGGGGCCGCCUUUGUGGCCCUGCCCCUCCUGGGGCCCACCCUGGUCUGGCUGCUCACCCAUCAUUGGAUGUCUGGUUGGUGUGACAGCCUGAGAAAGCUGCCCUGGUGCCCAUCCCACAGAGUCUUGUUGCUGGUGUGGACAGCCAUCUACUCUAUCACGGGAUAUGCCUCCUACCUGGUGUGGAAGGACCUGGGAGGGGGCUUUGGGCGGCCCCUGGCCCUGCCCCUCGGCCUCUAUGCUGUACAGCUCGCCAUCAGCUGGACUGUCCUGAUUCUCUUGUUCACAGCCCACACCCCCGGUCUGGCCCUGCUGCACCUGAUGCUGCUCUUCGGGCUGGUGGUGAGCACGGCGCUGAUCUGGCACCCCAUCAACAAGCUGGCUGCCCUGCUCCUGCUGCCCUACCUGGCCUGGCUCACCGUGGUUUCUUCCAUCACCUACCGCCUGUGGAGGGACAGCCUUUGUCCAGAGCACCAGCCCCAGCCCACGUGGGAGAAGAGUGACUGAGGCAGGGGGCAGGGGAGAGGAGGGAGGGCCAGGG
Molecule: messenger RNA, 1056 nt
Organism: Physeter macrocephalus (sperm whale)
Lineage: Eukaryota; Metazoa; Chordata; Mammalia; Artiodactyla; Physeteridae
Gene: TSPO2
Product: translocator protein 2
Exons: 4
Coding region: 300-1022 (240 amino acids)
Cellular component (GO): mitochondrial outer membrane
Source: RefSeq, a predicted model, not a curated record